Molecule: messenger RNA, 705 nt
Organism: Chrysochloris asiatica (Cape golden mole)
Lineage: Eukaryota; Metazoa; Chordata; Mammalia; Afrosoricida; Chrysochloridae
Gene: HSPB8
Product: heat shock 22kDa protein 8
Exons: 3
Coding region: 1-594 (197 amino acids)
Biological process (GO): cellular response to unfolded protein
Cellular component (GO): nucleus; cytoplasm; protein folding chaperone complex
Molecular function (GO): protein homodimerization activity
Source: RefSeq, a predicted model, not a curated record
AUGGCUGACGGUCAGAUGCCUUUCCCCUGCCACUACCCAAGCCGCCUCCGCCGAGACCCCUUCCGGGACUCGCCCCUCUCCUCGCGCCUACUGGACGACGGAUUUGGCAUGGACCCCUUCCCCGAUGACCUGACCGCCACUUGGCCCGACUGGGCCCUGCCCCGUCUCUCCUCAGCCUGGCCAGGGACCCUGAGGCCUGGCAUGGUGCCCCGGGGGCCCACUACCACAUCUAGGUUCGGGGUGCCUGCAGAGGGCAGGAGCCCCCCACCACCCUUCCCUGGAGAGCCCUGGAAAGUGUGUGUCAAUGUGCACAGCUUCAAGCCUGAGGAGCUGAUGGUGAAGACCAAGGACGGAUACGUCGAGGUGUCCGGCAAACAUGAAGAGAAGCAGCAUGAAGGUGGCAUCGUUUCCAAGAACUUCACAAAGAAAAUCCAGCUUCCUCUGGAGGUGGAUCCUGUGACAGUGUUUGCCUCACUUUCCCCAGAGGGCCUGCUGAUCAUCGAAGCUCCCCAGGUUCCUCCUUACUCCACAUAUGGAGAAAGCUGUUUCAACCAUGAGCUUUCCCCAGACAGCCAGGAAGUCACCUGUACCUGAGAGGCCAAUCUUGGCCCAUCCUUCUUCUUCCCUCCCCGGGCUUCUGUGAUUCCAGGGUACAUCACCUUAGCUGAGCUGAUUGAUUUAGUGUGAUUAACAUGUUGGCGGGAG